Molecule: messenger RNA, 4984 nt
Organism: Phycodurus eques (leafy seadragon)
Lineage: Eukaryota; Metazoa; Chordata; Actinopteri; Syngnathiformes; Syngnathidae
Gene: ppp2r5a
Product: protein phosphatase 2, regulatory subunit B', alpha isoform
Exons: 13
Coding region: 928-2412 (494 amino acids)
Biological process (GO): protein dephosphorylation; signal transduction
Cellular component (GO): nucleus; protein phosphatase type 2A complex; cytosol
Molecular function (GO): protein phosphatase activator activity
Source: RefSeq, a predicted model, not a curated record
CAAUGCAGUGAGUCUACCUAACAGUACUGUAGGUCGAAACACAACGACACAGCGGUGCUGCUGGGGUUGUUUAUGGCUGCCGACUCGUUGCGGGCGUUUGACAAUUUGACACAUCGAAGAAAAUAUUUCGCAUUAGCGGGAGGUGUCGAAAGGUAAUCACAAUCUUCAUUUCGGUAGGGGACGUAAGUAAGACCGUGUGGCACCACUGGGCACGCGGCUAACUUUUAAGCGUUCAAGGCGUAGAGGGAAUUUGAACUUCAUCGACCGCGAGUGAAAAUACUCAGCAGCAAAAGCGGCCUGUGAACACUCAUUUUCUUUUUCCUCUUGUGUGAAGAGCCACACGGCUUACAUGGAGCUACUACUUUUUUCGCCUUGGAUCUCGAUCGUGGAGGAAUCUGUAGUACAGUAUCCACCAAAGUCGGCUAUGCUAACAAGCAAGGCAAGCUAGGUGCCUGUUAGCUACAGUGGUCGUACAUUCACGCCUCUCGCCAACUUUACCGCUGGAAUGCAAUUGGAUUUGUAGGGUAUAGGUCGCUAUUUUAUAACUAUUUAAACGAAAUUACGCACCGAGAAAAUCCACGACCAUUUUUUUCCACACCCGAGUGACUUGUUGGCUGCUCUAAAGGGGCUAUGUGGAGUUUGGUUAUUUUUGUUUGCCUGUCGGAGAUAGUUUCCAGAAAACAGCAACCUGAACAUAAGAUGCCGCGUCCUCAACACCGACACAGAAUGUCGGAACACGCUGAGUAAGGUCGCAGUUUUUUGACAGGAGGCGAGCGUCAAGUUGCGCAGGUUGCUCCACAUUUUUGUGCGGAUGCGAACCCUUGGGGGGAGGGGGGAGAAACACUGAGGAGAAGACCUUGUUUUUGCGAAUCUGAUAAGGAGCGCUACGCCGGUCGUCCUCAGGCUGUUGUCGCCACCCGCAUCAAAAUGUCGGCCAUCUCUGCAUCAGAGAAAGUGGACGGAUUUACGAGAAAGUCUGUUAGGAAGGCGCAGAAACAGAGAAAAUCUCCAAGCUCGUCUCAAUACAGGACUCAGAUCGCCCCGGUGGAGCUUUCGACGCUGCCUCAGCUCAAAGACGCUCCCUCCACUGAGCAGCAGGAACUUUUCACCCAGAAACUCCAGCAGUGCUGCAUGCUCUUUGACUUCUUGGACUCUGUGACGGAUCUGAAGAGCAAGGAGAUCAAGAGAGCCACACUGAAUGAGCUGGUGGACUAUGUGUCCACCAACAGAGGAGUGCUUGUUGAAUCUGCAUACCCAGAGAUCACCACUAUGAUAAGCACAAACAUAUUCCGUACACUUGCACCAAGUGACAACCCAGAUUUUGACCCGGAGGAGGAUGAACCCACUCUAGAAGCUUCAUGGCCUCAUAUCCAACUCGUCUAUGAGUUUCUACUGCGUUUUCUUGAGAAUCCGGACUUCCAGCCCAGUAUUGCGAAACGCUACAUUGAUCAGAAAUUUGUACUCCAGCUUCUUGAACUGUUUGACAGUGAGGAUCCAAGGGAGAGGGACUUCCUGAAGACUAUCCUGCAUCGGAUUUAUGGAAAGUUCCUCGGGUUACGAGCCUUCAUCAGGAAGCAGAUUAACAACAUCUUCUUGCGGUUCAUCUAUGAGACUGAACAUUUCAACGGAGUUGCUGAGCUCCUAGAAAUUCUGGGAAGCAUCAUCAAUGGGUUUGCGCUGCCUUUGAAGGCAGAACACAAACAGUUCCUAAUGAAGGUGCUCAUCCCAUUACACACAGCGAAGGGACUGGCCCUCUUUCAUGCUCAGUUGGCAUACUGCGUGGUCCAGUUCCUGGAAAAGGAUCCAACACUAACUGAACCGGUGAUCCGAGGCUUGCUGAAGUUUUGGCCGAAGACCUGCAGCCAGAAAGAGGUGAUGUUCCUGGGUGAGAUUGAGGAGAUUUUGGAUGUCAUUGAGCCUACGCAGUUCAAGAAAAUCCAAGAACCAUUGUUCAAGCAGAUCUCCAAAUGUGUGGCCAAUCCCCACUUUCAGGUAGCGGAGCGCGCACUGUACUUCUGGAAUAAUGAGUACAUUCUCAGUCUCAUCGAGGAGAACAUCGACAAGGUCCUCCCCAUCAUGUUCUGUAGCCUGUACAGAAUCUCCAAAGAGCACUGGAACCCGACCAUCGUAGCUCUCGUCUACAAUGUGCUGAAGACGCUGAUGGAGAUGAACUGUACACUCUUUGAUGAGUUGACCUCCUCCUAUAAAUCUGACCGGCAAAGGGAAAAGAAGAAGGAGCAGGAGCGUGACGAGCUGUGGAGGAAGCUGGACGAGUUGAGGCUCAGCAACAGCACUCUAGAACAGAACAACAGCCACAAGCUCAUAAGUGUCCAGAACAACAACAAGAGUAGCAAUAAUAAUAACCAGGACAGGGCCGCUUACGCUGCAAACGUAGGUCAUGGCAGCCAGUGAGAGCAACCCACGUGCCAAAAGAUACUCUGUGUUAGCCUUUAACACUUGGCUUUAAUGGAUUGACGCCGCGUGCACGACUUGUCGGGAAAGAAUGAACAAAGAUGGGAAAAAGACAAACGACACCUCAGCAUUCUGUGCCUCACAGAAAAGAUUUGAUGUUACCGCCAGUAUAUUGUUGAGUUGUCUGCUCUUGUUGUAUUCAGUGUACAUGUUCCAUGGUCAUGUGGGAGAGAAAAAUAUGACUUGAUUUCAGCAUCUCAGAUUGUUUCUGCGACCAGCUGAAUCGCUCAACAAAGAUGUCUAUUUUGUACUGUCGUCGCUGCCAACACUUGUGUGCUGACUUUAGGGGGGCAGGCAAAGGCAUUGUGGGAGUAUUGAGGCAGGCGGGACCACACCCACCCGAAGACAUGCUGAAAUGUACACAAAAGAGCCUCCAUUAGUGAUAUAGAUUGAAUAAUCAUUAUCAAUAUACCAAUCAAAUAUGUCUAUGACUUGGUCUAGUGGGGGUUUUUGGAGUUAAAUAUUGUUCUUCACAGUUAGUUUUACAUUUCAGGUGUGUGUGUGUGUGUGUGUGUGUGUGUGUGUGUGUGUGUGUGUGUAUGUAUAUAUAUAUAUAUAUAUGUGUGUGUGUGUAUAUUUAUAUAUAUAUAUAUAUAUAUAUAUAUAUAUAUAUAUAUAUGUGUGUGUGUGUGUAUAUGUGUGGGAGAAACCAUGUGAGCAGCACAGCAGCUUUUGCUAUGAGUAUUUCCACUGUUGUAUUGACACAGGGCUUUUAAUUUACACCUUUUAUCCUGGGUUAGGAAUUCAACUCAUAGUUGCUUGAUCAUGUUGGGAUACUGAGAUGCUGCCGUCAUGUCUUUCAGUUAAAUAUAAAAUACUGCAAAUAGCCGGUCGCAUAAAGCCUGGAAACCAGUACAAAAUCCACAAUGCAUCUGUUUUGUUUAAAAAUAUACUAAAUUGUCUGCGCCCGUUUUUUAUUUUUUAUUUUUUAUUUUUUUUAAGAAAAACAAGUUUCCCUGUAUCCAGUCUUUAUUCAAAGAUGUUCAGCAUACAACUGUGGGAUGUAUUUCUGUCAUGUCUAACUACAGGCAGGGAAACAAAGUAUUUUUAUUUUAUUUUGAAUUAUAUCUGUAAAAAAAAAAAUAUAUAGAAGCAAAAAUAAGACAUACAGUACUAUAUUUUUCCAAAAUGUUUUUGUUUUUGGCAGUUCAUUUAGAAAAUGGACUUAGCUGGGACGCCAGGCAGGGAUGAUUGUACAGUAUAUUUGUCGAGUGGUUAUAUUUGUAUUAGGGAUGCACCAAUACCACUUUUUUUUCAGACAGAAUACAAGGACAUAUAUUUGAGUACUCACUGAUACUGAGUAUCAGUACUUGAUUAUGCUAUCACAUCUUUCAAGUGUGAUGAACGGUAUUUCAGUUUUUAAGUAGAACUGGCACGACAACUAAAGUGAUUGGUUAUCGCGACGUUGUUUACUUUUCUUUACUCCGGACUGUUUUAAAGUGAGGGACAUAUUAUUUUUAUUGAUAUUUUAUUGAUCUGCUGUAGUCCUGUUAUGUUUUAAUGAGUCAUUCACAGUUUGACUGUACAGGUCUGACUCAAUUUAAACUUGCAUGGCUUAAUCUUAGAGACAGGCAUAUGCUUAGAGGGCCAAGUGAGUGCAGCGGCUGACAUGCCACAGGGCUUCGCUCACAGGCCCGGCUUCCUCCAUAUCAGCUUUGUGACGGGCUCGCGGAACAGUGUGCUGCCUUCAUUGUAGACAGCGCAGCAGAGUACAUCAUCCAUUUUCCGGAGCAUAAUUUGCAGUAUGCUUUAAUGUUAUCUUGUUGACCUAAAAGUAUCUCCACACUGUUGACAUGACUCCUACCCCACCUGCCUGCAAGAGAGUCGUCAGGCUGAUAAAGUGGUAUCGGUAUCGUAGUGUCAGCAUUUUUACAAGUACAAGUACAGAUGUAUGGUAUCUGCUUAAGUACUGGCAUUGGUGCAUCCCUAAUUUUUAUGCUAGUUUGGAGGUGACUUAAAGGACAAUGCCACUAUAUAAAGGGGACCUAUGGGUUAUAUGACAUUGUUGGUUCAGUUUUAAAUGUAGUUGCAAAUUGUUGAUGUAAAUGUACAGUAACAUAACAUACAGGUCCUACCUGUAAGAUAAACGUUUUUUAUUAUACUGUCACGUCCAUAUGGUGAUAGUUUGUCAUGUGGUUGACAAUUUUAGUAGAGAAAUGUAAGAGUUUCUGCCCCCAUUCCCUGCAGGCUCCUGGAAGAUGGCCAAUCAGAUGAAAGUGGGCUUUUUGGGGAGGGAAGGCCUUGAAUAAUACUCGACUAAAUCUGCUUCUUUCCCCUCACAGAAAGAAGGUGUGUGUGUGUAUAUGUAUAUAUAUAUAUAUAUAUAUAUAUAUAUACACACACAUACAUACAAAUGCACACUAUAUUCUACAGUAUAUUAAGAGGUAUAAGAUUCAAUAGUAAUGCACUGCUGGAACUGUUCAAUCUUCACUGUGGUGCUGUCAUUGUGCAGGAACAGGAACUUGUAUAUAAAAAAAAAAAAGAAAAAAAAGUCUGACUAAAGCAUUUUCCA